UGAUCUUGCCUUCAAAGACACCGUCGCCAUUGACGGGAAAUUUUCAGAAAACGCAGAGAGAACAGAGGAGAUGGUUUAGGUCCAAGUCGUUAGUUUCUAGUAAGUGGUGGUUGUGGUAGUGGUGAUGGUUACGACUCAGGCUUGUAAGCUCAACCUUCCCCUCCAUGCUCACCCUUCUUCUUCGUUGGAGAUAAGGUCUCUUCUCUUCGAACCAAUCUCUCAGUCUCUUGCUUUGAUGUACUCCGAUUCCUCCUUUCUUCUUCUCCCUUCUCCUCCUCUCUUCACUUCUUCUCCUUCUCCUUCCUUUCCUCCCCAAACCUUAAUCCCUUCUCCAUCUAGUUCUGCUUGCUUCGUCCGCCUUCAUGGAAGCCCUAAUUCCACCGACGGUCGAGUCCUCUUCGUCGUCGCCGGUCCACAUAACGGUGGCUCGUCGGUUCUUCUCCGGUUCUGGAUCCUCAGGAAGAACCAGGCAUCAUUUGCAAAAGCUGAACUGAGUUGCAAUCGGAGCGGCAUCAGCUGUGAUCAUAGAUUAGGUGUCGUCGUUGAUCUGUCGCAUGGGUUAUCGAUUAAACUAGCCGGUUCAGUUAAUGUUUUCGCAUUGCAUUCGGUGUCUGCUCGUAAAAUUUUUGUUUUUGCAGCUAAGAUGGUUGGGGAUGAGGAUGAUGGGGUGGGCGUGCGCUUGGUGAAGUGUGCUAUUAUUGACUGUACUUUGCCGAUUUGUUCGAUGACUAUUUUGUUUGGGUUUUUGCUUCUUGGCGAGGACAAUGGUGUUAGGGUGUUUCCAUUGAGGCCCCUUGUUAAAGGACGGGUUAACAGACAGCAGGAACUUAAGCGCAGACCAGAGAGAAAAAUGAAUCUGCCGAAUGGGUCAAUUCCGACAAUUAAUGGAAUUAAUGAUCUGUAUAGCACAGAGACUGUGUAUUCGAAGCAUUUGGUUAGUGGUAAUGAUGGAAAAAGUGCCAAGCAGGAAGGAACCGCAGUCUCAACUAAUGGGUUCACUAAGGCUGAGGGGCAUCAUGAAUAUGCAAAGCUUAGGACUGUGAAAUUGAGACAGGACUCACGUGAAUGUGGCACAUGCUUCAUGUCAUUUAAGGAUCCAGAAUCCCAAAGCUCGAAAUCUACCACAUUAUUCUCGAUGCCUGUAAAAGCAGCUUACAUCCAUGCAUUAUCCCCAAAUAAGUUCUUAAUCUUGGAUAUGGUUGGAGAAUUACAUCUCCUUUGGCUGUACAAUAGAGUCUCUGGAUCAGAAAUCAAAGGUCACAUGAGGCAUUUAAAUCUUUCCAUGAAAGCCCAAAUGCUAGCUGUUAUUCCUGAUAUUUCCAUGAGAACACAGACUUUUUGGGUAUCAGAUGGAUUCCAUUCUGUGCACACUAUGUCAAUUUCUGACAUGGACAUUCCUGCCAAUGAGGAUGUUAAAAAUGACAUUGAAGAAAAGCAAGUACAAAUCUCAGCUAUUCAAGCAAUAUUUGCAAGUGAAAAGAUUCAGGACAUUGUUCCUCUCGCUGCCAAUGCAAUUCUGAUUCUUGGACAAGGAAACAUAUAUGCAUAUGCAAUUUCCUGAGGUUGAUAGAUGGUUUUAUCUUUCCUAGUGGAAAUUUCUGUUCUUGGCCAAAUUAAAACUCUGAAUGGUUUAUGUCCAUGGAGUUGGCUUCCGGAAUCAAUGUUUGUUCAGAAAUUGGCUGGUAUGCAACCUCUGGUUGCCAUGAAUUUCAGUUCACUGUUAUGCCCUCCCUCUGGUUAUUUUGGUGAUUUUUUCCGGUACUGUCAUUGAAGUCAUAAGCUGCAGUUUUCUUCCAUUUCGGAAAAUAUCGCCUCAAGAACAUUGGCUUUUAAAGAGCAGAUGCAUGACUAAAGCUGGAAUUUCAUGAAGCACAAGCCACCAAGCUACCCCUGCUACCCAAUCUGCUUCCAUUUGCAAAGGACUUUAAUGCUGUAUGCUCCCAAACUGAUUAUGUGACAUUUUUCUGUUUUCUCACCUUUAUGAGAUGUCCUUUUUCAUCUCACAGUUCACUAAUUGGAAAAUGAAGUAUAUGCAGACAACCAAGUGAACAAAGGUACGAUGCGGCUUUCAUUUGCUUGCAUUACAAAUGAGAUUUUUACUGGAUCAUUGCAAAGGAUAUUUACCCCUUAGGGUCAUCCACUGAAAUGCUGCGAAUGUCAGUACUAUUCUUGAAGAGCUUGUGAUCACCUUACACCCAUAAAAGCAUUUAUCUCAAGUCAUUGGAUUGAAGAAAUUCAGAAAUCUGUUUUGUUUGAAUAGUUCAAAUGCCGUGUCUGAAAACUUGUCACCACCAUAUCAUGAUAAAGUAUUAUCUAUCUUUAGUUGUUGAAGACUAGAAGUCAAGACUCCCAUUCCCUUUCUUUUUCCCUGGAGGGAAGCUGUUUAAAGCAUUUUCUCCUCUACUGUCUUCCGGUUUAAGCUUUGCUUUCUAUUUGUCUGCUUUUUACUUGGAUUCUGCAGUCUACAUUGGCAUACAGUAUUAUUUGUCAGAAAAGAACUACUGUGCAACUAAUGGUAGUAUGGUACCCUAUGUAUUUAUGAAAACUUUCAGAUUUUUUUGAGGGGGAGAGUUUCUGUUCGGGAGUGUGGGCGGGGUUUUUAUUUUUUUUAUAGGGGAUGGGCCAGUCAUCCCAGUGGCCUGUGUCUAAGCGUAGGACUUAUGCUCCAGGACAAGCCCUUUAUUCCUCUCUUUUUUUUUUUUUGGUUAAUUUAAAUUAAAACUCCUGUGUUGAAUUGAUUUGCUUGAA
Molecule: messenger RNA, 2748 nt
Organism: Macadamia integrifolia
Lineage: Eukaryota; Viridiplantae; Streptophyta; Magnoliopsida; Proteales; Proteaceae
Exons: 8
Coding region: 125-1561 (478 amino acids)
Source: RefSeq, a predicted model, not a curated record